Molecule: messenger RNA, 1617 nt
Organism: Drosophila grimshawi
Lineage: Eukaryota; Metazoa; Arthropoda; Insecta; Diptera; Drosophilidae
Gene: Aatf
Product: protein Aatf
Exons: 2
Coding region: 83-1534 (483 amino acids)
Biological process (GO): regulation of transcription by RNA polymerase II
Cellular component (GO): nucleolus; nucleus
Source: RefSeq, a predicted model, not a curated record
ACUGAGCUACAUUAGUCAAGCAACUUUCACGUGUUGCGGGUUUUGUUGUUUUCAUGCAAAGUUUAAUGAAAACUUAGCGAAAAUGCUGCGCAAAGCGAGUAAAAAGCCACAGACGGUGGCCGAAAAGGUGAGCAAACUGCUGGCACAUCCCAACGAAAGCGACAGCGAAGACGAAUCCGAUAUUGAUGUGGCAACUACAGCGCGCAUCGCGGAAUUCGACGACGAAUAUGAUUUGCCCGAUGGACGCAGCACCGAAUUCCGUAAGCGCAAUGUUAAAUUGUUGUCCGAGCAGAGUGAACGAUACAAGGGCAAAAUAAGCAGUCGAAAGGAAUUGGAGCAGGAGAGCGGCGAGGAAGACGCAAAUGAUGAUGACGAUGAGGAUGAGGAGCUGGCCUACGAAGAGAGCGAUUCGGACGAGGAUAAUUUAAAGGCAUUCAAUGAGAAAUUAAAGGCAAGUAAGCAUAAGGAUCAAAAUGAAAAUGAUGACGAUAGCAGCAUGGAGGAUUCGGAAAAUGACAGCCAGCAGGAGGAGCAAGAUGACGACGAGGAUGAUGACGAUGAUGAGGAAGAGGACGAUGAGGAUGACUCCGAGAAUGACUCGGAUAAUUCUGCCUCUGAAGCCGAUGCCAAUGAAAUCAUGUCGAAAACCAAUCAACAGGCUGAAAUACAAAAAGGACUCUGCGUGCAAAAUCAACUACGUAUUUGGGAGCGUCUGCUGGAGUUGCGCAUCAACACGCAAAAAGUGACCAGCAAGGCGAAUCAAUUGCCGCCACCCGAGACACUAACAACACUCUGUCACGAUAACGAGGAACUACAAACGGUGCUUAAGGAGGCGCAGGAGCGCAGCUCUAAGCUGCUCCAACAACUGCUUGCUCUGCAGAUGGCACUGACACAGCAGCACGGCGAGUUGAGGCAGUGCGUCAAACGCAAACAACCGGCGGAGGAGAGCGGGCAGCCAGAAAGCAAACGCUUUGCAAAUGCUCUCCAGCAUAAUUUUGAAAAUAUGCGCAGCUAUCGCAACGAGGUGCUGCUCAAAUGGGAUGAUCGCACCAAGCUGCUGACGCCGGGCGCUGGUGUCAAGCGCAAGUCCUUGCAGGAAGACUAUGACAUCAUCAAGAAAAUAGACAAUGCGCUGACGAAUCGGGAGGCACUCGUAGAGAAAUCACAGACACCCAAAAGCAAUCAGCAGCUGCCGGCAGGCGAUGAUGCUGUCGAUCAGGCAGAGUCUACAGCAGGAAAUAGCCGAAGGCAGCCAGACAUCUAUGAUGAUAGCGAUUUCUAUCAUCAGCAGCUGCGCGAACUCAUCGAGUACAAGGCCAGCACCACAUCCAACAUGAGCGACAUAACCAAACAGUUUGUGGAGUUGCAGAAGCUGCGACAGAAAAUGAAAAAGAAGGUGGACACAAGGGCCAGCAAGGGUCGAAAGUUGCGUUAUGUGGUGCACAACAAGCUCAUCAAUUUCAUGGCACCCAACGAAGCAAGCGACUGGACGGAGGAUUCCAAGACGGAGCUAUAUAGAUCGCUGUUUGUGUGAAAUCUGAGUUACUUUUGUUGGAUGAGGCAAACGUGUUUGAUAGCAAAUAAAUAUUGAUAAAUUAUAAAUCUAUAUAAAACAGA